Gloeophyllum trabeum ATCC 11539 is the source of this 1009-nucleotide messenger RNA. RefSeq names its product translational machinery component. The record is from RefSeq and is a predicted model, not a curated record. NCBI's taxonomy places the organism in Eukaryota, Fungi, Basidiomycota, Agaricomycetes, Gloeophyllales, Gloeophyllaceae. The transcript is spliced from 2 exons. Bases 114 to 716 code for a protein of 200 amino acids. Gene Ontology annotation, molecular function: mRNA 5'-UTR binding; small ribosomal subunit rRNA binding; structural constituent of ribosome. Gene Ontology annotation, biological process: ribosomal small subunit assembly; maturation of SSU-rRNA from tricistronic rRNA transcript (SSU-rRNA, 5.8S rRNA, LSU-rRNA); translation. Gene Ontology annotation, cellular component: mitochondrial small ribosomal subunit; ribosome.
GGAGUUCAGUAUUAUGCUGAGGCCAUAGGCCUGACUUGGUGUUGCUCUCCAUGCUCUCAUUCGUGCGCCAUGCGCUGCGAGCGCAGGCCAGACGCAGGUCGGCGACGGCAUGCAUGUCUACAUCUACAGGCCCUGGUUCUACGACUUACCACGCCGCAAUCCAAGAACUCUCAGGCAGGGGCACAACACCUCCGAAUCCUGCCGCUCCUUCCACUCCACAAUCCUACGUGGAUGAAGCGAACACGACUACCCCUGCCUCUAGCGGCUCUGUCACGUCUAACCCACUGCAUCUCGCCCGGAAGGCGAAGGAGCGCGGCGAGGGGAUCGCACUGCUCGCGGACAAGUACAACCUGCACGUCUUCUCCUCACGCAAUAACACGCGCGCGACGUUCACGCGCGGGGACGGCAAGAUCAUUCGCUGGGCCACGGGCGGGUCAUGCGGGUUCAAGGGUGUGAACCGCUCGAGCUACGAGGCGGGUUACCAGGUCGCCGUGCGGAUGUUCAAGGCGAUCGCGGAGGAGCGGGAGGCGCUGGAGGGUAUACGGGGGAUGCAGAUUGAGCUGAUAUUCAAGGGGUUCGGGCAGGGAAGGGACGCGAUGUCGAAGGCGCUGUUGACUGCGGAGGGGACGCCGGCGAGGGAGGUUAUUGGGAGGAUAACGGACAGGACGCCGAUCAAGAUUGGGGGAACGAGGGCCAAGAAGAUGAGACGGUUAUAACCUCCUUCCCGUGUGUUCGCUGGUCUGGGGUUUACCCCCAGCAAGCGCGUGCAGGAACGCGUCGCGCGCGCAACAUGGACAAGCACUCGUACUCUGCCGCAGAACGCCCCGUCCUGGGCCCGUCAUGGCGCUAUAGACCAGGGAUGGUCCGUGUCGAAUGCGGGAAACCCUUUCGGUGUCCAAAAGAUGGAAAACACCGCGUCCCACACCGCUACCCCAUUGUAUCUUCGUGCUCACAUGCCUUGUAGCAUAUCACCCAAUAAUAUUGAUUGCUUUGGAGAAUAGCAUUGCAC